This is a messenger RNA of Hylaeus volcanicus, 608 nucleotides long. Its product is annotated as neuroligin-3-like. The coding region runs from base 156 to 497 and encodes 113 amino acids. The record is from RefSeq and is a predicted model, not a curated record. Lineage: Eukaryota; Metazoa; Arthropoda; Insecta; Hymenoptera; Colletidae. The transcript has 2 exons.
UAUAUAUAUAUAUAUAAUUGUGAACGAUUGCGCAGGUGUACGCCGAUGGGAUAACUACGUUCUCCGUGUACAGAGCGGCGAAAUUGUUUGCCUCGAUAUCUAGCCAGCCCGUGUACUUUUACAAGUUCACGUACAAGUCGCGCUUCAGCUUUCGAAUGUGGAACGACACCGCGCCGUUUGGCGUGUCCCAUCAAGACGACCUGCAGUACCUGUUCUUCAUGAAGCAACUGUUCCCGUAUUUCGAGCCCGACGCACCGGAGAUCCCCAUGGUGGAGGUUUCUACUUCUAUGUGGGCGAGCUUCGCGCGAAACGGCGAGCCCAUUCCUAGAAACGACGACAGGUUCGAGGGCGUAACGUGGUCGCCGUUCGUGCCGUCGCGAACGAACUUCUUGGACGUCGAUCCUCGGCCAACCAUGGAGAACGUCUUCUUCCCUGAGAGAAUGCGUUUGUGGGAACGGCUGUUCCCUUUGCCAGGGACGAACACCAAGAACCGCUAACUAAGAUGUUACGAUUAUUCCCUUGCGUUUUAUUAACCGACUUCGAAAAGGCCAGGACAUCGUCUUGGUCACUAUCAAUUAUCGUACAGGAGCGUUAGGUAAAUGGAGAUU